UCCCGACAGACACCGGAGGGAGAAUUUCUGCCGCUAGACCAGUGUGAACUGGAUGUUGGAUUUGGAACUGGAGCUGACCAGCUGUUUUUAGUUUCCCCAUUAACCAUCUGUCAUGAAAUUAACUCAAAGAGCCCCUUUUUUUGUCUCUCACAAAGAUCACUAAGAAGUGAGCAAUUUGAAAUAGUUGUCAUCCUUGAAGGAAUCGUUGAGACUACUGGAAUGACGUGUCAAGCUAGAACCUCGUAUACAGAAGAUGAAGUUCUUUGGGGUCACAGAUUCCUCCCGGUAAUGUCCCUAGAAGAUGGGUUUUUUCGUGUUGAUUAUUCUCAGUUCCAUGCUACGUUUGAAGUCCCCACUCCUCCUUACAGUGUUAAAGAGCAAGAAGAAAACCUGUCCCUAUCAUCUCCUUGGAAUAGUCCUGUCGACAAUAACAAAACCAGAAGAGAACAGGUGUGUUCACUUGACUGUAUUGAUACUGCAGGAGAGAAAAUCAAGCUCCCUUUUAAACUUCAGAAGAUCAGCUCAAGAAAGGAAGACCUUCCAAGAAGAGCCCUGAGAAUGAGUUCCAGUAACACAGAGAAGACUUGCAGUACUGGAGAUCUCUUGAAAAUUCAAGAAUUAAAUCUCAUCUCUGAUGGUGAAGACAGUGAUGACAGGAUACAGCUGAAAGCCUUAGAAAUAAAUGCCGGUGCUUUGACUCAGUCUACCAGCAGCCUCGAGUUACAGAAGAACACUCUGAGUAUGUGUGCUCUAGAGAUGAAAUUGGAAGAAAAUUUUCCUGCCAAACUUUGAAAAAUGAACUCUGAUCGCCUCUCUUAA
Mesitornis unicolor (brown roatelo) is the source of this 819-nucleotide messenger RNA. RefSeq names its product G protein-activated inward rectifier potassium channel 1-like. The annotation marks the transcript as partial. Gene Ontology annotation, biological process: potassium ion import across plasma membrane; regulation of monoatomic ion transmembrane transport. Gene Ontology annotation, molecular function: G-protein activated inward rectifier potassium channel activity. The transcript has 2 exons. Gene Ontology annotation, cellular component: plasma membrane. The record is from RefSeq and is a predicted model, not a curated record. Lineage: Eukaryota; Metazoa; Chordata; Aves; Mesitornithiformes; Mesitornithidae.